This is a messenger RNA of Aspergillus nomiae NRRL 13137, 1392 nucleotides long. RefSeq names its product porin. The record is from RefSeq and is a predicted model, not a curated record. The transcript has 5 exons. Lineage: Eukaryota; Fungi; Ascomycota; Eurotiomycetes; Eurotiales; Aspergillaceae. Gene Ontology annotation, biological process: monoatomic anion transmembrane transport. Gene Ontology annotation, cellular component: mitochondrial outer membrane. Gene Ontology annotation, molecular function: voltage-gated monoatomic anion channel activity. The annotation marks the transcript as partial.
CCAUCGCUUUCCUCCCUUCUUCUCCCCUCACCGUUUCCGUCCCCCUUCAACCGUUAUAUUACCUUUACGAUACCCACGUUAUCGUUAACCACUCCUCUCACAUUCACAAUGUCUGCUCCUGCUUCUUUCUCUGACAUCGCCAAGGCGGCCAACGAUCUCCUUAACAAGGAUUUCUACCACACCAGCGCUGCCAGCCUUGAGGUCAAGUCUAAGGCUCCCAAUGGCGUCACCUUCAACGUGAAGGGCAAGAACGCCCACGAGGGUCCCAUCGCUGGCUCCCUCGAGGCCAAGUAUGUCGACAAGCCUACUGGUAAAGGCCCCAAAAGACGCAAACGUCCCAUCCGCAAACCACCCAAUUCCAAUUGCCCAAUAUUGCGAGACGCUCGGUCCAUGUUUUCAUUUUCAUGCGGCCAAGCCUUGUCUCAGCAUCUCAAAAUCUUUCUUUCAUCCAGGAUUAGCCAUCAUGCAGUCUUGCUAAUAUUCUGUCCCCGCCCAGGCCUCACCCUCACCCAGGCAUGGACCACUGCCAACGCCCUCGACACCAAGCUCGAGCUCGACAACAACAUUGCCAACGGUCUCAAGGCCGAGAUCCUCACCCAGUACCAGCCUUCCAAGCAGUCCAAGGGUGCUAAGGUCAACCUUCACUUCAAGCAGCCCAACCUGCACGCCCGUGCCUUCUUCGACCUCCUGAACGGCCCCUCCGCCAACUUCGACGCUGUUCUUGGCCACGAGGGCUUCCUCGUUGGUGCUGAGGGUGGCUACGACGUCCAGAAGGCUGCCAUCACCAAGUACUCCGCUGCCAUUGGCUACAGCGUUCCCCAGUACACCGCUGCCAUCACCGCUAGCAACAACCUGUCCGUCUUCGCUGCCAGCUACUACCACCGCGUCAACGCUCAGGUUGAGGCUGGUGCUAAGGCUACCUGGGACUCCAAGACCGGCAACUCCGUCGGCCUUGAGGUUGCCAGCAAGUACAGACUCGACCCCUCUUCCUUCGCUAAGGCCAAGAUCAACGACCGUGGUGUCGCCGCUCUGGCUUACAACGUUCUGCUCCGCCCUGGUGUCACCCUUGGCCUUGGUGCUUCCUUCGAUACCCAGAACCUGAACCAGGCUGCCCACAAGGUCGGUGCCAGCUUCACCUUCGAGGCUUAAAUGAGUCUCUCUGUGUACUAUCUCUCCACGCCUAUAAUACCGUGUUCCGCUAGCCUGAGGAUAGCAAUUUGUGAAUAAUAUUAGACUUUUCUAUCUAUGGUUGCUUUCUAGAUGCCAUAUAGCUGUACUCGGAAUGGGUGCAUAUAUAUCAGGCUCUGCUGGAAACGGGCGAGUGCUAUCAAAUGCCAACCUUACUAAUCGUGUACCGUAUCUAUCCAUGAUCAAUGUAUAUCAGUUAGGACC